Messenger RNA from Syzygium oleosum, 1432 nucleotides. RefSeq lists its product as uncharacterized. The transcript is spliced from 6 exons. Bases 16 to 1383 code for a protein of 455 amino acids. Gene Ontology annotation, molecular function: GTP binding; GTPase activity. NCBI's taxonomy places the organism in Eukaryota, Viridiplantae, Streptophyta, Magnoliopsida, Myrtales, Myrtaceae. The record is from RefSeq and is a predicted model, not a curated record.
UUCAGCCUUCAUCUGAUGCAGCUUCCCACAUUCAUAGGAACGAUCGAAGAAAAAGCUGAAAAUUUUCGAGCAUCCGAUCACCUCUUGCGGGGCACCUACAACAGACCCAUCAAAGAAGAAGGAGAUCCCCGUCCGCGAAUCAGUCUCUCCGAUCGGAACAAGAUGCAGGCCGACGGGAAAGAUGAUGGUUCACUCGAGAACAGGCCCGGGAUCUUCGUGAUCGGGCCUUCCGGCGUCGGCAAACGGACCCUUCUGUCUCGGUUGCUAUCAAUUGAUAUUGAGGAAGGUCCUGACCCAUCGUCGGACGUAGUUGUCCAUGGGUGGAGUAUAAACACAAAAUACUAUAGUGCGGAUGUUUCUGUGUGGAUGGCGCAUCUCCGUGAUGAUUUUGAUGCACAAUCCCUGCCUAUUCUCGGGAAGUUGGAUGCCUUGGUGAUGGUUUUUGACUUGAGUAAGUCACCAUCCCUUACUGCACUUCAGGAAUGGGUCUCUAAGAAUGAUAUUAAGAAUUUUGAGAUAUUGUUGUGCGUUGGGAAUAAAGUAGACCUUAUUCCUGGUCAUCCGGUUCAUGCUGAAUACAGAAGAAGGUUGCUAAAUGUUGAAGACGACUCUGUCGAUUAUUAUGCGGAACUUAAGGACUGCGGAAUCUCCGAGACUGAGGGAAGUAGUUUACUGGGUGGUGAUGAAUCUACCUUAGAGAUUAGAAAAACAUGUCUGGACUGGUGCGUUGAUCACAAUAUUGAAUACAUUGAAGCUUGUGCUUCCAAUGCUGACUUUGACAAAUGCUUAUCAGUUGCUGGCGAUUCACAGGGAGUUGAACGUCUAUCUGUUGCACUUUCUUCUCAUAUGUGGCCUGGAAUGAUACUGAAAUCUGGUGAAAAGAUAAGGGAACCAUCAUUGCCUGAAAGACAAGAAUCAUCAGAAGAAGAAUCAGAUUAUGAAUUGGAAUAUGAAAUUCUUUCGGCGGGUUCAGCAGAGCCAUGGAAUGAUGCAGAUGAAGAAUGGGUCUCAGCUAGUAGUUCUACAGUACCCUCAAAUGCUGGUGGAUCGACUGUGGCUCGGAAUACUUCUGUCACAGAAAGUGAUCAUGAAAAUGGAGAAAGUUAUGACAGGAAAGAUAAGCAGGUCUCAACCUCGGAGACUUCCCUGGUUGACAAAAACAAUGAUGUCGGAUCAUCGGUCACAAAAGACCCUGAUGACUUCACAGAACCAAAUCCAGAUAAUCAGAUCGACUUUGAGGAUCUGGAACAGUUGAUGUCCGAGAUAGGGAAUAUUCGCAAUAACCUGCGGUUCAUGCCCGACUUUCAAAGGAGGGAAAUGGCUGCGAAACUUGCUAUGAAAAUGGCCAGCAUGUUUGGUGGAAGCAGUGAUGACGAGGAGUAACAUACUAGUGCAUUCCGCAAACCGAAUAUUUCGAAGUUGAUCUUUACAG